UCCCAGUGAAUACAGCAGCCUGACAGCCCGGCUUCCCGCUGGGUGGAUCCUGCAACUCCAGGAGGGAAUGGCACUUCUUGUUUUUAAUUAGCAAAGGUGAAAGGUGAAUUAAAACUAGCUGUUUGGCAAGUCAGAGCAAGGGGCUGAGUUCUGAGGAGCACCAAGGAGGAGGGUGCUUCCUCCUUUUUUCCGUGGUUUUUUUUUUUUUUUUCCCCCUCUCCCUCCCUCCUUCUCUGAAUGAAUUGCCUUGCAGGAGGGACUGAAAAUACAGCUUCUUCCUGAAUCCACUGGCAGAGUUACUAAAGACAGCUCAAGACACAACACUGCAGAGUAACGCCUUGGAAUGUCCUUGCACUUUAUAAACAAUUGUCCUAGGGAGGGAAUAUUUUUACAUGACAUUUGCACAGCUUGACGAAUGGCUAGCUGAGGCUGUGUGCUGCUCUUGAUGAACGUUGAAUUUCCCACAGAGACACCCCACAAACUGACCAAAGAGAGAGAGAGAGAUCUAACUGCACUGGCAAAGUGGAAGUUGGAGCCUUAAAAACACCCCAGCAAAACAACAAACAAACAGCAGCAGUUCAGUGAAGAGAGCAAGAAAUUUAUCUUGGGCAGGAUGGCAUCUGCUCAGGACCUUCUAAUGCUGGCGCUGUAUGGCUUGUUGCUGGAGCUACCGGCUGGAUGUCACGCAGCAGAUACGAGGCAGCCGAGGUUACGUCUGUCACAUAAAGAGCUCUGGGAUUUAAACAGGACGUCAGUCUUUCGUAGCCCGUUUGGAUAUCUUGGACUUCACAUAAUGCUGCUGGAUGAGUAUCAAGAGCGACUGUUCGUGGGAGGAAGAGACCUCUUGUAUUCCCUCAGUUUGGAUCGAAUCAGCGACAACUACCGAGAGAUUCAUUGGCCUAGUACACCUCUGCAGGCAGAAGAAUGCAUAAUUAAAGGAAGAGGUGCUGAUGAAUGUGCAAAUUACAUCCGUGUCCUUCACCGAUACAACAGGACCCAUCUUCUGGCUUGUGGAACAGGAGCUUUUGAUCCAGUCUGUACUUUUAUAAGAGCUGGACAUCCAUCAGAGGAUCAUCUGUUUCAACUGGAAUCGCACAAAUUUGAGAGAGGACGAGGCAGGUGCCCUUUUGACCCCAGUUCUUCCUUCACCUCCAUCUUAAUUGGUGGUGAACUUUUUACUGGUCUCUACAGCGACUACUGGGGAAGAGACGCGGCCGUGUUUCGCUCCGUGAACCGCGUGGCCCAUCUUCGCACCGAGCCUGACAAUGAGCGCCUGCUGAAAGAACCAAAAUUCGUUGGCUCAUACAUGAUUCCUGACAAUGAAGACCACGAUGAUAACAAAGUGUAUUUCUUCUUUACUGAGAAAGCUUUGGAAGCUGAGACGAGCACUCAUGCCAUAUAUACCAGAGUGGGACGUGUAUGCGCGAAUGACAUGGGAGGCCAGCGAGUGCUCGUCAAUAAAUGGACCACUUUCCUCAAAACCAGACUGGUUUGUUCUGUGCCUGGGAAAAAUGGAAUUGAUACACAUUUUGAUGAAUUAGAGGAUGUGUUUUUGCUGCAAACUCGUGAUAACAAAAAUCCAGUGAUUUUUGGCCUCUUCAACACAACAAGCAAUAUAUUCAGAGGAUAUGCUAUAUGUGUUUACCACAUGGCAAGUGUCCGAGCAGCUUUCAAUGGACCAUAUGCUCAUAAAGAAGGACCUGAGUACCACUGGUCUCUCUAUGAAAGAAAAGUACCUUACCCUAGACCUGGUUCAUGUGCCAGCAAGGUGAAUGGAGGGCUGUACACCACCACUAAAGACUAUCCUGAUGAAGCUGUGCAUUUUGCCAGGAGUCAUCCACUGAUGUAUCAGCCCAUCAGGCCUGUUCAUAAGAGACCAAUACUAGUUAAAACAGAUGGAAAGUACAAUCUUAAACAAAUAGCAGUGGACAGAGUGGAAGCUGAAGAUGGGCAAUAUGAUGUUUUGUUCAUUGGAACAGAUAAUGGUAUUGUGCUGAAAGUCAUAACAAUUUACAAUCAAGAGACAGAAUCAAUGGAAGAAGUGAUUCUUGAAGAGCUGCAAGUAUUCAAGAUGCCAGUUCCUAUUAUUUCUAUGGAAAUCUCUUCAAAAAGGCAACAGCUGUACGUGGGAUCCGAGGCGCUCAUAGCCCAAGUGAAGUUCCACCAGUGCGACAUGUACGGCACGGCCUGCGCCGACUGCUGCCUGGCUCGGGACCCCUACUGCGCCUGGGACGGCAUCGCCUGCUCCCGCUACUACCCCACGGCAGUGCAGGCCAAGAGACGUUUCCGCAGACAAGACGUUCGGCACGGGAACGCGGCACAGCAGUGCUUUGGCCAGCAGUUCAUUGGUGAAGUUCUGGAGAAGACUGAGGAAAGACUUGUUUAUGGAAUAGAGUACAACAGCACCCUUCUGGAGUGCACCCCUCGGACCUUGCAAGCAAAAGUCAUCUGGCUUGUCCAGCGAGCACAUGAAACUAAGAAGGAAGAGGUGAAGACUGAUGAUAGAAUAAUAAAAAUGGACCUUGGCCUUUUAUUCCUGAAGCUGCAUCGACUGGAUGCAGGGACUUAUUUUUGUCAAACAGUGGAACACAGCAUUGUUCACACUGUCAGGAAAAUCACCCUGGAGAUAGUCGAGGAGGAACGUGUAGAUGAAAUGUUCAAUAAAGACUAUGAGGAGGAGAUCCCUCACAAAAUGCCAUGCCCAAUGCAGAGCAGUAUACCUCAGGCUUCAAAGCCAUGGUAUAAGGAAUUUCUUCAACUGAUUGGCUACAGCAACUUCCAGAGGGUGGAAGAAUACUGUGAAAAAGUGUGGUGUACAGAUAAGAAGAGAAAAAAGCUGAAAAUGUCUCCAUCCAAGUGGAAAUAUGCCAGCCCUCAGGAGAAGAAGGCAAGGAUCAGACCAGAGCAUUACCGGCUGCCCAGGAACAUAGCUGACUCUUGAUGGACAAAAUCCAUCCACUGUUUCUGAGCAAAAUUUUAUUUGGACUUAAGAGGGAGAAAUCAGUCUUGGUUUGAGUAAAUUUCACAGGUUUAUAUAUGUAAAAUAUUGGGACUGAAAACAAAAAUGCUAUGGUAAGUUAUAUUGUACACUCAUGAUGACUGUUUAGAAGCAUUUUAAACAAAAUCUUCCCAGCUAUCUGGUUCUGAGUAAGUAAAUGCAAUCAGAGUUUUGCAUUAGGGAGGACGUGACAAUCUUCAGGUUCUGAGUGCUUGAAUCAGUUUCCUGGGUGGAUCGUGCUUGCGCUGUAUAUUGUUGCACAUGAUGGCAUAUUUAACAAAUUCAAAUAGCUAAACAUUCACAAGUGGAUGAAAAGUAUAAGAGAUAUCUUUUCUUUGUUUCACAAAUUUCUCAUGCUUCUGAAAGCAGCACGUCUUAAGAUCUUAUUUCUUUUGAUUGUGACCUGUCUGAGUUCAUCACUGAGAACAAUGAGUUGUGUUAAUACAAUGUACUGCUACUUCAAAAGAUAAUGAAGGGAAAUCCUAUUUACUUCUCAUCUUUAUUUUUCAGUAUCAGCCAUUUAUGAAGCACAGUGUGCUCCCACAGCUAAAUAAUAUUGCCUAGUAAUUUCAUGUAAGCCACAUGCAUGCUGAGAACACAGACGGAAUGAAAUUCAUCAAUUUAUCUACAUAAGAAGUUGAAAUAAUGGUUUAGAUAGAAAACGAGUCCAUCUUGCGUCUGUGCAUUGCCUUAGUGGAUACGAGUUAAGGGAUCGCCCUCUUGUGGCUAAAGAAAGAGAAACACGAGAUUUAUAUUUUCUGAAGAAAUAUGUAUAAGCAAAGUAUUACCAAGAUCCCCAGCUGGUUUGCUUUCAGCAGACACUUUUAGUCUCCAUGUGCUAAAGCCACAGAUUUAAAAGGCAGUGUUGGAAGUAAUUUAUACUGGGAAAGCAGCGUUUUAAACAAGUGAUGCUUUAUGUUGAUAAUGUUGUGCUUUUGGGGUAAAAUGAAGUCAUAAAAAGUUAGGAUGCAGAUUAAAAACAAAGUCAGCAUUAUGCAGCUGUAUUUCUAUAGUUUCAGGAUCUGGUCCACAUUAACCUUUUUCUGAUGUGUGAUCUCUGUUCGAAAGGGCUGCUUUGCUCCUCUUGUGAGUGACACCAGGAAAGGAGAUCAAAAGAACUAAGUAAUUUACAAUCUAGGUCUUGCAAGACUGACUUAAAAAAAAAAUAUAUAUAUAUGUAUAUAUAUAUAUAUAUAUAUAUGAAAAGCUUGCUUUAAGAAACCAGAUCCAGAAAAUGCCUAAAACCUAACAUUCCAAUGCCUGAGAAAUUUAAUAUUACAACAUGAAUUGGAUUGGAAUUUUUUUUAUUAAAAAAUUAAAAUAAGAAAGGGAAGUUAAACACAAAUUAAGCAUAAAUACAAGCUAAAUGUAAACACAAAUGAGUCAAAAAUUAGUUUAGUCCUAAAAUAAGAACAUGAUGCCAGUAGGGGAAAUAGCCAAGCUGAUCCAAAUUUUUAUGCCAUGAAGAAAAUAUACGAGGGAUUCAUCACCUACAAAGAGUUUCAUGUUAAGCUUCAACUUCUAGCCCUGGAAGAGUGGGGAUUAGCAGCCUGGGUGACAGAGGUUUGUGGUUUGCUGUGUUCCCAAAGGCAGCAAUCAGUGCUAACCCAGAGUUUUCCAAGCAGGCUGUUUGUGAGCAGAGCUCACAGCUGCUGACAGGACCAGUGAGCUUUGCUGUGCUCCUCUGGGAGCAGAGACUGACCCUGUGUUUGGAAGGAGCACAUGGCACACUGUCAACAACCAGAGUGUGAGGAAAACAGGGUUUCACCUGGUGUGGGUAUAACAGGAGUGAAUCUUCAUCAGCCUGUAAGGAGAAUCAGGGCAUCUGAGGGUUUGCACUUGGUUUAGCUAAAAUAUCUCUCUAAGACAUGGGACUGGACACUCUGCAGAUCCUUUCUUGAAUUCAUGCAGUUGCUAGAUUUGGUCUGAGAGAGGAGACUGGAUGAACUCAUGCUUCUGGGACAGUUUAAUGGAACUUGGUUGCAUGUAGGAUUUCCUGUUUGUUCACAGCUGUAUGCAAAGCACCAGCACUGAGAGUUGUAGCAGAGAGCACACACAGAACAAGCAUCCCUGAUCUGAACUUCAUGCCCUGUACAAACCUCAUUGAUACCCUUGGUGAAAAACUUCUAGAACACUACUAAAAUCCUUUUCUGAUGAAUUAUGGAGUCCCCUUCUUUUAAAAAACAAUGGGAGUUAUUUUUUAUUUUUUUAUUCAUUUGCAAGUAUCUAGUGCUAAAUGUAUCAUAAUGAACGAUUAGAAGAGAAUUAUAGCAUCUCAGCCCCAUGGAACAAAUAUAACUUUGUGUCUUAUUCUCUGAUAUUUCAGGUGGAAAUCAUCUUAUAUGGAAAUCAGGAUUCUUGAUUUAAUAUGAGAGUGUAUAUUUUUAGCUAUUCAUCCCUUUAGUGUUUACAUGUGGAGAAUUGCAUUACCUUUUUAUUUGCCUUUUAAAACUUAAAUUUUUAGCUUACACCCUGCUCCUUUCAUGGUUGCAAUGCCUGUGAGAAUUCAGAACUACAAGGUCUUGUUCAAAGAGUGCUCUGACAUCUAUGGAAGAAGAGAAAGAGUGACAGUGUAUUUCGGAAGGAUAUGCACAAAUGUGCAUUUAGCACAACGUUAUUUAAAAUGCUUCUUUGUAUAUUUGGGGGCCAUUGUCUGCUUCUUAUCAUUAUGAGUUUGAUGUAUUUUGUAUGUGCAUGAAGUGGUCAAAUUAUAAAUAUAAUUAAGAACCAUAUUUGGCUGAAAUAAUCUGUAUUAUUUCUUAUAAUUUAUU
Messenger RNA from Camarhynchus parvulus, 5769 nucleotides. It is a transcript of the gene SEMA3E, whose product is annotated as semaphorin 3E. Gene Ontology annotation, biological process: semaphorin-plexin signaling pathway; negative regulation of axon extension involved in axon guidance; axon guidance. The record is from RefSeq and is a predicted model, not a curated record. The transcript has 17 exons. Gene Ontology annotation, molecular function: semaphorin receptor binding; chemorepellent activity. Bases 614 to 2941 code for a protein of 775 amino acids. NCBI's taxonomy places the organism in Eukaryota, Metazoa, Chordata, Aves, Passeriformes, Thraupidae.